AUGGACAAGGAGCUUAAGCUUCAGGAGAACUUAGACUUCUCAUUCAGUGGUACCACUGCAGUAGCUAUCGUACAACAGCUACAAUAUGUAUAUGCAGGGGAGACUGAAAGAAUAAAGAAGAGCAAUGGUCGUGCAUUUGCAAUGAAGGAUGAACCACAUGUACAAAGUGUGUGGCUCCCCAAUGAUUAUCAUCUCUCAGGCCUCGCAAUGGCACGGGCAUUUGGCGACUUCAAGCUUAAAGAUUAUGGACUUAUCGCCGUCCCUGACAUCUCAUACCAUCACCUAACUGUCAAUGAUCAGUUUCUUGAUCUUGCAAAUGAUGGGGUAUGGGAUGUGCUUAGUAACAAGCAAGUUGCAUCAAUUCUGUGGAUGGCAGACAAGGAAGAGGAAGCGGCAAAAACAAUUGUUAAUGCAGCUGUUGCUGCAUGGGCCAAAAGAUUUCCUACCUCAAAGGUGGAUGAUUGCACUGUCUUGUGCUGCUUUUUGCAGGAGAGGAAACAACAACACAGCCUCUUAUUACCGAAGGAAGAUAGACCACAGGCCACAGGUGCAAAAAUGCCUAUUGAAUCUGCAAACCAAAAAUUUCAUGUCUAUGAAAAGUCAGCUGCCAAAUGA
This is a messenger RNA of Telopea speciosissima, 615 nucleotides long. Its product is annotated as probable protein phosphatase 2C 38. The transcript is spliced from 3 exons. Lineage: Eukaryota; Viridiplantae; Streptophyta; Magnoliopsida; Proteales; Proteaceae. The record is from RefSeq and is a predicted model, not a curated record. Gene Ontology annotation, molecular function: protein serine/threonine phosphatase activity. Gene Ontology annotation, biological process: protein dephosphorylation. The coding region runs from base 1 to 615 and encodes 204 amino acids.